AUGAGUUGUCAAUUUGAUUUUACCGAAAAAGUAGUCUUGAUUACCGGUUCGAGUUCGGGUAUCGGUGAGGCCAUUGCUCAACUGUUUGCCAAAUCGGGUGCCAAUGUUGUAAUCACUGGACGUAAUGCCGACGGUGUGGCCAAAGUAGCCAAACAGUGUACAAAUGUAUCACCGAAACAGUUGACUGCACUGGAAGUGGUCGGCGAUCUGACUAACGACGAGGAUUGCGAUCGACUGAUUGAUACGACUGUCCAAACGUUUGGCAAAUUAGAUAUAUUGGUCAACAAUGCCGGCUCUGGUAUUCCCAUAGCAUUUACUGACAGGUUUUAA
This is a messenger RNA of Oppia nitens, 330 nucleotides long. RefSeq lists its product as uncharacterized. The transcript is spliced from 2 exons. The record is from RefSeq and is a predicted model, not a curated record. NCBI's taxonomy places the organism in Eukaryota, Metazoa, Arthropoda, Arachnida, Sarcoptiformes, Oppiidae. Bases 1 to 330 code for a protein of 109 amino acids.